Penicillium samsonianum is the source of this 519-nucleotide messenger RNA. RefSeq lists its product as uncharacterized. The record is from RefSeq and is a predicted model, not a curated record. Bases 1 to 519 code for a protein of 172 amino acids. The transcript has a single exon. Lineage: Eukaryota; Fungi; Ascomycota; Eurotiomycetes; Eurotiales; Aspergillaceae.
AUGAACACUGUCGAACAAGGAUCCAACUAUCUGUCUCGUGAGCUCCUGCAGUCGACUGCAGGGUUCUUUCUGCCGGUGACCAGCCUGAUCGGCUUUUCUCUUCUCGGUAUCAUCUUCCUCCACCGAUAUAUCAAAUAUCGUCAUCUGAAACAAGCACACACCAUCCCAACAUCUGAAUUCAAACAAGAACAAAGAGAGCAAGACGUCUGGCUCCAGUCUAUCACCAUGGAAAAAGGAGACAUCAUCUCAACGGACUCGCGUCCUCCAUCUGCAUGCGAUAUCCUACAACCUCUGUCGCAUACAAGCCUCCUCCCAAGCAGUGGAGAUCUCGCUGCACAGGCCAGGGAGCAGCAAAGUGUGAAAUCGGCGUCUGCACCAAGUAGUCCUGCAUCUUCGAAGGCUUCUUCGCCUGAUGCGGGCGAGGAGGUGCAAAAACGCAGUGAAUCGACCCAGCAAAUGUGUGAGGAGGAUGUCGAGGGACUGCGGACUUGGAAGCGUGUUGUUGUUGAGUAUAGAUAG